Messenger RNA from Myripristis murdjan (pinecone soldierfish), 1623 nucleotides. It is a transcript of the gene ubl7b, whose product is annotated as ubiquitin-like 7b (bone marrow stromal cell-derived). Gene Ontology annotation, cellular component: cytosol. The record is from RefSeq and is a predicted model, not a curated record. Gene Ontology annotation, biological process: ubiquitin-dependent protein catabolic process. Lineage: Eukaryota; Metazoa; Chordata; Actinopteri; Holocentriformes; Holocentridae. The transcript has 11 exons. Gene Ontology annotation, molecular function: polyubiquitin modification-dependent protein binding. The coding region runs from base 154 to 1293 and encodes 379 amino acids.
GCAGCUACCAUUAACACCAGCAUGUUGGCAGGAUAGUAAUCCUUUCUUUGUGUCACCAAAGUUUGUAACAUAAGUGGAAAAGCUCUGCAGAGAGAUUUUUCUGCGUUUUCAUUCUUGUUUUCGUCUUUCGGUGUCCUAUCCUAAAAGGCAGAGAUGGCUUCUUCAGACUGGCACCUGUCUCUGAAGCUGGUGGAUCAGCCCAAAUCCAUCUUCCACUUCCCAGAGAUGAUGCCAGGCGAUGUGCCACCUGGAGGAUACAGGGUCGCCACCCUGAAGCAGCUGGUGGCAGCACAGCUCCCAGACUCCAUCCCAGACCCCGAGCUCAUAGAGCUGGUCCACUGUGGGCGGAAACUGAAGGAUGACCUAACGCUGGACGCCUGUGGGAUUCAGCCUGGAUCCACUUUGCACAUCCUCAAAAAAACGUGGCCAGAACCGGAGAUCAGUCCAGAGCCUGUGAACAGAGCAACUGCAGCGAGGGAGUUCAGGGUGUUUCAUGCUGCACUUCACUCUCUCAACUCCGCCUACAGAGACUCAGUGUAUAAAAUGCUGACAAAUAAGGAGUCUCUGGAUCAGAUCAUUGUGGCUACACCAGGGCUCAGGUCAGACCCAGUGGCACUAGGGGUGCUCCAAGACAAAGAUCUCUUUGUGCAGUUCACGGAUCCCAACAUGCUGGAUGUUUUGAUUAGUUCUCACCCAGCGCUGGUCAAUGCCAUCAUCCUGGUUCUGCACUCUGUGGCUGGUAGUAUGCCGGCUCAGUCCAGCACCAGCUCCUCUCGCAAUGUCUCUUCCAGUUCCUACAGCGAUAUGCCAGGAGGGUUCAUGUUUGAGGGCAUGUCUGAUGAUGAGGAGGAGUUCCAGUCUGGGAGCCAAGCAGGCCCCUCCAAUAGAGCAGGGGCCUCGGCAGGAGCACGUCCAGUGUCUCUGAGCCACAGUGGAGCCACAGGUCCUCGGCCAAUAACACAGAGUGAGCUGGCCACUGCCUUGGCUCUCGCCAGCACCCCUGACAGCAGUGCUGUCACUCCUACAACAGCAAGUCAGGCGGACCCCUCCACUGGUGUAGCCCCCAUGCCAGCUGGGACCCCAGUCAGUAACGACCUCUUCAGCCAGGCACUCCAGCAAGCUCUGCAAGCUACCAACAUGUCUGCUCUACAGGGCCGCUGGCAAUCCCAAAUGCAGCAGCUCAGGGACAUGGGGAUCCAGGAUGAGGAGCUGAUGCUGAGGGCGCUGCAGGCCACAGAUGGUGACAUCCAGGCUGCCCUGGAGCUCAUAUUUGCUGGAGGCCCAGGCCUCUGAGCCCACGGUCCAGGGACACAGGCUUUUGCAGAGAAGAGAGCAAGAGAAGCCCUUUGGCUCAGUGGAAGUUUGGUCAUUCUGCUGCCCAGUGCUUACUGUAUAUGUAAAUUAUGGCUUUAGACACAUGAAGACCUGUCAUUAUCGCCUCACAUACCUGUACAUAUACAAUUUUAAAAGCUCUAUCACAGUGACCAUACCAACGUUAUCAGUACUUCAGGAUAUCUACCAAUGUGUUUGAUAGAUGGCAAUGGCUCAUUAUUGUGAACUAAUUUCUUGAGGAAUGUUAAGUUUUUCAGUUUUGAUUUAUUUAAAUAAAAAAAGUAAAAUUUU